Fukomys damarensis (Damara mole-rat) is the source of this 2312-nucleotide messenger RNA. RefSeq names its product solute carrier family 39 member 8 (gene Slc39a8). The transcript is spliced from 8 exons. The coding region runs from base 16 to 1209 and encodes 397 amino acids. Gene Ontology annotation, molecular function: zinc ion transmembrane transporter activity. Lineage: Eukaryota; Metazoa; Chordata; Mammalia; Rodentia; Bathyergidae. Gene Ontology annotation, cellular component: membrane. Gene Ontology annotation, biological process: zinc ion import across plasma membrane; intracellular zinc ion homeostasis. The record is from RefSeq and is a predicted model, not a curated record.
AACUUCCAGCAGGCUAUGCCAGAGAGGCCUCCCUUACCCACCCAGUGCUUAUCCGCUGAAGACAUCUUUGCCCUGCACGGCUUCUCCAAUGGCACCCGGAUCACCAGCGCCGACUUCCCCAGCAUCUGCCCGGCUGUUCUGCAGCAGCUGACCUUCCACCCCUGCGAGGCCAAGCCUAGGCUCUCGUCCAAGCCCAGCCUGUCACAAGUGUGGGGCUACGGGCUUCUCUCCGUCACCAUCAUCAACCUGGCCUCGCUGCUCGGCCUGGUGCUGACCCCGCUCCUCAAGAAGUCCUACUUCCCGAAGAUCCUGACCUACUUCGUGGGGCUGGCUAUCGGGACGCUGUUCUCCAACGCCAUUUUCCAGCUCAUCCCAGAGGCAUUUGGAUUCAAUCCCAAAGUCGACAGCUACAUCGAGAAGGCAGUGGCUGUGUUUGGAGGAUUUUACAUGCUUUUCUUUUUUGAGAGAACGCUUAAGAUGUUGCUGAAGACCUACGGGCAGAGCGAUCACACCCACUUCGGAAAAGACGACUUCGGGCUCCCGGACAAAACGCAGCAGCCCAAAGCACUGCCUGCCGCCAACGGGGGGAUGUGCUACACCAACCCCACCAUCACGGAGUCCAACGGGCAGGUGCACUUCGACGGCGUCAGCGUGGCGUCCCUGCAGGAGAGCAAACGGGAGUCCAGUGCGAGUGGCUGCCUGAAAGGGCCCAAGCUGUCGGAAAUCGGCACAAUCGCCUGGAUGAUCACGCUCUGCGAUGCCCUCCACAACUUCAUCGACGGCCUGGCCAUCGGGGCGUCGUGCACACUGUCGCUCCUGCAGGGCCUCAGCACGUCCAUAGCCAUCUUGUGUGAGGAGUUUCCCCAUGAGCUAGGGGAUUUCGUGAUCCUGCUGAACGCGGGCAUGAGCACGCGGCAGGCCUUGCUGUUCAACUUCCUCUCCGCCUGCUCCUGCUACGUGGGGCUGGCUUUUGGCAUCCUGGUGGGCAACAAUUUUGCCCCGAACAUCAUAUUUGCGCUGGCUGGGGGCAUGUUCCUCUACAUUUCCCUGGCGGAUAUGUUCCCCGAGAUGAACGACAUGCUGAGGGAGAAGGUGACAGGGAGGAAGACAGAUUUCACCUUCUUCCUGAUCCAGAACGCAGGGAUGCUGACGGGAUUCGCGGCCAUCCUGCUCAUCACCUUGUACGCGGGGGACAUCGAGCUGGAGUGACGGGCCGUGGGCAGCCCGGUCCUGAGUGAAGGCAUUUCACAAGCGAAAACAUCUCCAGAGGGAUUUUUAGGCUUACUUAGUUAGAAGAUGCUUACGAUUUUAAGUGUAGGUCAAGAAAACUGAUUAUUGGCUUCAGAUCCGUGAAAGUGACUGUUAUUUGUUGUUAAAAUGUUUUGAAAGGUGUUGAGUUCCGGUCUGAAAUGCCUGGGGUAUGAGGUUUCUGGGAAAUGCCCAGUUUCCCACGUCUCAUUCAUGUUAGGAUAUCGCCAGGAAGCCAGACACAUGCAUUUUAUAGUCAUGUUGACAUCGAGACCCCAGGGGAAAUUCAAGAUAGGUUAUUCGCGGCUUUAAAACUCAGUAAGGUCAGUUUCAAGCGGUUUCAGUGGUUUUCUUUCAGUUAAUUUGUUCUAGUGCUUCAAGAGCAGGUACAAAAACAAUGUGGAAGAGAAGCAAAACACAACACAGAUAUAAAUGAUUCCAUGGCGCCUGUGAACCCAAGGAAGAAAGAUGGUGCACAGCCUGGGUUCUGAUUUAGAUGUCCAUCAGGAACCUGUAACACUGUGUUAGAAGCCUUCCAAAAUAAUUCAAACUAAGGAAUCAAUAAAGACUCGGUAGCCCUUUAGGUUUGGGCUCACAGGGUCACCUGUAAGUCGGCCCCACCAGACUCCAGCAAAGGCUAGUGCUGCCAGGGUACAGGCCCCCAGCCUGCAGUGGGUCCACCUUGGCACAGUGAGGAGUGGGAGAGAGGCCACUUUCGGGGACUGGGAUCUGCUCUGUGACGGGGAAGAAUAUGUUGGCUUGGAGGAAGAAACUGAAUGUAAUUUUAAGUGAUUUACUUUUGAAGGUGAACGUAAUUAUUGGCAGAGAAUAUUUUAAUAAGUGCAAACAACAGCUGGGCUGCUGAGUGGUAAGGACCAAAGGAGCAGGGAGCACACAGUUCCUGUGGGGACCGAGGGAUGUUCAGAGAAGGCGUCUCCUGGGACCAAUCUACCUUUCUGCAUGUGGUAAACUUUGGGGAAAAGAUUCAGCACCCCUGGGCUAUCUUUCUACUCUUUCUGGAAGGUGGAGCCUGUUUACCCAGAUAAUAGAAAAUGAGUCCAAAA